AUGUCGCCAUUUUCAAUGGCGACAGUGGAGAACGUCCAGGCACGGGCGCGCCGCAGGUGGAGGCAGCCCGGUGCCACAUCCACCUUCUUUGACUAUACAUCUGGCCGGUAUAGCUGGCUUCUUCCAGGAUGGGUGGUCGAAGAGCGACGGAUGCCCAGUAGCAGGCUCUACAGAAAUUUCUUCUCAUAUGACCAUAUAUAUAUCCUCCAAUCCCCUUGUAUAUGUCUAAAUUUAAUUCUUACACUUCCUUUGAUAAGAUGUAGCUUGUCUUCUUUUUUGUACUAUUACGACCCUUCAGGUCGUCUGUAUAACACCAAAUACGAAGUGGUUCAUGUUUGGGCACAGAAUGGCAUCAUCUUGAUCGAAGACUGAAGAUACUUAUGUCUGUGUUUGACUGCAGAUGUUUACAUGACCAAGGACCUCCUUUCAGCUGUUUUUCUUCCUAGCUUUCGAUCAUUUAGAGUAGUUUUGAUGUACAGAAGAAGAAAAUCCACCAGUUCCUGUAUAGUGUUCAUGGAUUUGUAC
Prunus avium (sweet cherry) is the source of this 525-nucleotide messenger RNA. The record is from RefSeq and is a predicted model, not a curated record. Lineage: Eukaryota; Viridiplantae; Streptophyta; Magnoliopsida; Rosales; Rosaceae.